AAAUAUUUUUUCAUCUGUGUUCGAUUAUUGAUUCGUGUGUUUAUUCGUCGUAAAGAUUGUUAUUUAUUUUGUGGUGUUUCUAUAACAUAAUCAUUAUUAAUUAGUUCUGCAUUUCUUUCACUAGACAUAUAACACACAGUAAGAGUAAGAAUCAAGUUUGCAUAAGUACCUGUAGCUUUUAGUUUAUCAUUUCAAUCCGUGCAGUUGUGUUCACAUAAAAAAAUGAAUUAUGAGACAAAUAGACUUAAUACAUUUACCGAUUGGCCUUCAUCAGCACCCGUAGAUCCUAUACGAAUUGCUAAAGCAGGGUUUUUCUAUACGGGCGAAGGUACAGAAGUGAAGUGCUUUUGUUGUAGUAGUAAGAUAUCACAGUGGAAUUAUGGAGACCAGGUUAUGUGGAGGCAUCGUCAAAUGCAACCAACUUGCGUAUUCGUGACGAAUCCUGAGCUCUCAGGGAACGUGCCCUUAGUGCUAGGGCCAGAAUGUCCUCCAUCAGUCACGCGUACCCCAUCAGUGCCUUCUGAUGAUGUGCAAAAUGAUCAUACUUACACUGCACCUGAUUAUGGACUAACAGAAGAAGACGAGACAUAUAAGAAUGAUGCUUUACGGCUUCUAUCUUUUAUUAAUUGGGAUGACUCGUCAGUUUCCCGCCAAUCGCUCGUAAAUGCUGGCUUCUAUCACGCCGGUGAGGGUCGUCUCCGUUGUGCCUGGUGUGGAGGAGAGUUGUCCCCCCACAACCACUUCACCUCCGCCACACCUCUUGAAGUGCACCGAAUGUAUUUCUCUCGGUGUCAGCACGCAGCGAGCUUGGAAGCAGCUCAGCAGGCGCAGGCGGGCAACAUAUCCACCACGUCGUCCCCGGCACUCUCGCCGUCACCACCCAACGACACGCCGCGCGUCGAGUCACCAUCUGCUAACUUGAAUAACCUGCCGCAAUCGUCAGGUGCAGCUCAUAACGAGCGUGUGUUAAGUCAGGGUGGUACAUGGCGUAACCUGGGCGUGGUGGGCGGUGGAGCGCGCCACCCUCAGUACGCGUCACUGGCGGCGCGACUCGCCAGCUUCGAGCGAUGGCCCGCGGACAGGCAGCAAGCGCCACGGACACUCGCUGAGGCUGGCUUCUUCCACACCGGUACUGAUGAUCAGGUGCGUUGUUUCUACUGCGACGGCGGGCUGGGCAAGUGGGAGGCGGGCGACACGCCGUGGUCGGAGCACGCGCACUGGUUCCCGCACUGCGGGUACGUGCUGCUCGUCAAGGGACAGGAGUUCGUCGACACCUGCCGGAACCGAUCCUCGGUACAGCGAACUGUUAGUUUUUCUGAAAGUGGUCGCAAUGCGAGACGACGAAACGGUGAAAACUUUCCUAUCACAGAAAGUCAGGUAGAAGAAUGUAUGGAAAGUACAAUGGCGGCGGCGGCGUUGGGAGCUGGCUUAGAUGCUGCGCGCGUGCGACGAGCGAUUACCAACAGAUUACGAACUUGUGGAACUCCUUUCACUUCAUCAGAAGCGUUGAUAGACGCCGUCCUAGACGACCAACUCAAUGAAGAGCCGUGGUCUAUGACGCCACAGAGUCGACUCGCUCGGGACAUACUCUCUGAAACGUUCAGAGAAUUCGCACCAAGAUCUGGAAUUCCAUCUCAACACGUUGCCUUACUAACCCGUCCAUAUGGAAGUGACCAAAGUAGCAGUCCAGCUCGGUCAAUGACCCCUGAUGAUGACGAUGACGAUUCGGAAAAUGACGUUAAUAAUCGUGAUGUGCCUUACAGCACUAGCGAACAAGCCAGACGGUCGCCUGCAAGGGACGUAGACAAUAGUAAUACAGCAACUAAACCUAAAAAUGAAGUUAAAAGUGACAAUGACAAUGCGCAAGAGUCACCUGCGCAGGAGACGAAGAAAUUGUCGCUAGAAGAAGAGAAUAGACAGCUGAAAGAAGCUAGAUUAUGUAAAGUGUGCAUGGAUUGUGAGGUGAGCGUGGUGUUCCUGCCGUGCGGGCACCUGGUGUCGUGCGCGCGGUGCGGCGCGGCGCUGCCCGCCUGCCCGCUGUGUCGCGCGCCCGUGCGCGCCCUCGUGCGGGCCUACCUCGCCUGACCACACAUCGAACAAAGUGCAAUUAAAACACGGUACUAUUCACUCUCAACUGCUACUACAACUAAAUAUUAUAUUAGUUAUGGGUUACUAGCUCAUUAAAAUUUAACGAUACAAAAUGUUUGACCUGUCAGUUAUAAAUUAAUAUCUUAUAAGACAUAACAUUGGGCCUACAUUUUGAGUAACAUUAAAAAUAAAGAAACACAAAAAAAUCACAAUAAAGACAAAAUAAAUAAAAAAAUACGAUAAAGUAAUCUCGGUAGUUUUUUUUAAUAUAAUUUCGUAAAAAUGAAACCAAAAACAAUGCGUUAUAUGUACCUUCUCGCUACAAAAGUGUAUAGUGGAUAUAAAAGAUUGAUGACUAUGCCAAAAAAUAUUACCUGUAUCAGUAUGACCAGUGAAAUUAAUUUAAUGUCGGUUUUUUUAUAUAAUUUUAGUGUUCUUUACACUAAAUACACCAUGGAAUCUACAUACGAGCCACAAUAGUGAAAGAUUUAUGUGAUUUUUUAAACUUAAUAUGAAGCAUAAAGAAAGGAUAUGAUUUUGUGGUGAGAUGGUGGAACUAUAAAAAUAUUAUAGUGGCUUAAGCUUUUCCCAGUGUAGCCCAUAAACUUAAAUAAAAAUAAAAAAUAUGGCAAUUCUUCCAAAGCUAGCUUUACUAUGCAUGCAUCUAUAAUAAAAUUUACAUAAUUGGUAAUAAUAAUUACAGCUCAAAGGAAAAAUGAAAUUGUUAUUUAUUGUCAGUAUAAUGUUAACAAAAUUAUAAAAUUCGUAGUUUAACUACUAUUCUAAAUAAUAAUGUUGUUCUAAUAUUAAUAAUAUCUAAGGUUAUAAAUUAAAUGUUGGUACUAAUCGGUAAAAUGGAAAUGAAGUUUAUGUAAAUGUGCUACCGAUUUAUAAAUUUAAUUUAAUUUAUCAUGUUGGAAUAAUAUAUCUGACUUUUGAAUCAACGAAAAUGUGCAAUAAUGUUUUUGGCUUGACUGCGUGUGUAUAUUGAUAUUAAAUAAUGGCAUUAUUGAAACAAAAUAUGAAUUAAACAAUUUUGAACAAUGAGGGAUAUUGAGUAUGGAGAUGAGAAGAAAGUUCUAUGGGAGUCAAACAGAAAAUGUUUAUCGAAAUUCAAUAAAUACAUGGCACUGCUGUAGUGAUUGAUAGUGCUGUAUCUUUGUUUCUAUUAAUUAAUAGUUAAUAAUUAUUGUAUGCACUACAAUAACAUUUAAAAUAAUAAGCACUGCAUGAAUAAAAUUGACAAAAUAUGAUCCAGAGGCACUUUUUAUUUUCCAACUUGGAUGCCUGGCAAUUGGUUCUUAAUAAAAAAAAUGUAUGUACUUUGUCAUCUCUAUACUCGAUGAAAAUAAUACAGUAUGUUCCAAAUAAGAAUGGUGAGAUUCCUAUAUGUUAAUUUGUCACUUGAAAAUAGGUACAAAUACAGAUUUCAAAGGUUGAUGAUGAAAUAAUAAUCGAUAGAAGACAUGAUACGGCAGAAAAUCUAUCCUGUUCUUAAUUGAAACACAUUGUACUUGAACAGGUUCUUCCUACUAAGUUAUUAACUGGUUUAUCUCUCAUUUUCUCUAUUCUGAAUAAUAAUUAUGGUCGUAAACGGAACAAACAAAAAUGUCUUCGCCCCAAUUUUACACAUUAAAAAUAAGGUACUUAUUAUUAUGUUUAACUAGUUAUUGUAGUACGUGAAAAUGAGUUUGUAUGUAGUAAAAUUUUACUGAAGCAUUUUAUAAUGCUCAUAUAAAAAAAAAAUAGUGCAUGAACAUGUAACAAGAAAAUAGUAAACAUUGUGCAAUUCAAUGUAAUGAGUUAUUUGCAAAUAGGUUUAUUUAUUAAUUUAUUUUCCAUCUGUAUAGUUUUUUAGGCUGUGGUUAAUACAGAGAAGGCUGAUGUAACUGUCAUAAUGUAAUUUACAUGCCUUCUCGACGUAAUAUAGAAAGUAUGGAAGUUUUAGUGAUUUAAGAUGAUCUGAUAUUACAGCAGUCAUGACUUGCUUUACAUACUUACAUGGAUAAAGUGAAAACUAAAUACAAGAACACACUAUUAAAGGGUGAUUUUCCCAAAAACAAAAAACAAAGUUAACGGCGUCAUUGUCUCAACCAAAAGUUAACAAUUCUGCCGAUAGCAACACAAAAUUUGGUUACAAUAAAUUAAGCUGUGACACUGCUCUCAACCAAUCCAAUAAAAAUAAGGAUGAUAACAAGCUACCACGAUGCUUAAUAACGCGAUGUUUAAUAAAAUCACAAUGUGUUUUCUAUUGUUGUCUUAUAUACAGCAUACGACGUGUUAAUAAAGCGGGAGAAUAAUGAUUUGUUAAAGUUAGUUGUGAAAAUAAAAACUAACUAGUAAAACUAUCCACUAAGGAUGAUGUUUGAGUAAGUAUGUAUCAUGAACGUAUGAGUGUAAUAAGAAUUGAUUGUAUGUGGCAGUCGUUAAUGAAAAUUUUUGUACGCAUGUAUUAAUUACUGGUACUGGGUACUAUAAUUUAGUGUGAGGCAAGUCAUGAAUAUUGUGUUGUCCUUGUUAAGGUGAUGCCGCACCAUUGUUCAUCGUUAACGAGUAGUAAGAACUAUGGCCUUUGUAUACACUGCCUAGCGUCGGAAUAUCGUGUAAGCGCCCUCUAUACACCUAGGUGAAUCGACGACAAGCUGACGUGGCAAAGAGAUAGUUAUACUAAAAUAUAAUAUACAUUAAUUAUUAUUAGAUUUUUGUAAAAAUAAAAUGAAAUGAUUGAUCAGUUUUUGAACUUGUUUUAAAACAUGGUAAUAUCCCUGUCCCUAGUAAAAUAUAACAAGCUUUUCUGAAAACAACGAAGUGAUCUUUAAAAGUAUCGUUUCAUUGUCCUUUUAGAAUAUCGGACCUGUAAGAAUGAAUUAUUAAAUUAAAUACAUUACUUACAAUUUUCUUAUUUCUGUUACUUUGUCUCUUGCCUGAUACAUAUCCGCUAAUCGUCGGUUUACCCAACGCGUGUGUGUUAUGUCAAGUAAGUAAUUGAUAUUGUUACGUUGUACGUAGGUUAGUUUGUAAAGCAGUGUCAUUUUGUAAUAUCAUGGUACUCAAAUAAACUGGUUUGAAACCUUACCAUAUGGUA
Messenger RNA from Spodoptera frugiperda (fall armyworm), 5173 nucleotides. It is a transcript of the gene Diap2, whose product is annotated as baculoviral IAP repeat-containing protein 7. Gene Ontology annotation, molecular function: cysteine-type endopeptidase inhibitor activity involved in apoptotic process. NCBI's taxonomy places the organism in Eukaryota, Metazoa, Arthropoda, Insecta, Lepidoptera, Noctuidae. The transcript is spliced from 11 exons. Gene Ontology annotation, cellular component: nucleus; cytoplasm; spindle microtubule. The coding region runs from base 223 to 2085 and encodes 620 amino acids. Gene Ontology annotation, biological process: regulation of cell cycle; negative regulation of apoptotic process. The record is from RefSeq and is a predicted model, not a curated record.